This is a messenger RNA of Prorocentrum cordatum, 663 nucleotides long. NCBI's taxonomy places the organism in Eukaryota, Dinophyceae, Prorocentrales, Prorocentraceae. The record is from the annotation of a GenBank genome assembly.
AUGGAGCGCGCCCAGGCUGCCCUGGGCGAGGCAGCCGCGGCGCUUGCAGCGGCGAGCGGGCCUUCCAGGGGCGCUGCAGAGCAGCUGCACUUCGGGAAGGUGCGCGCGCUCAUCGAAGGCCAGAGGUGGACGGCCACGGAGAAAGGGCAGCUGCUGACCCAGCUCGGGCAGACGGGGUUCAGUCACGAUUUGGUCGGCGCCGCGACCGAGUGGCUCUGCGGGAGGCGCGCGAAGGCCAAAGGGCAAAGUUACGAGUGCUUCGUGGAGUUGCUGACUGCCUCCACGUGGCACGUGCUGCUGAGCCCAACCGAGUCGUUCGCUUCGAAAUUUGUCAUGUUGAUGCGCCACUUGGAGCGCCUCGGGCUCCGGAACCCUUCCGAGCCGACGUUUGGCAUGCUAGCCGCGUUCAUGUUCCUGGCGUGCCAGCGAUCAGGCAUCGAGAAGAAUUCGCCGACUCCGCAGCUCUUGGACGUGUACUUGCAGUUGGUGAAGACCACGUGGCGUUCCCCUGCCUACACAGCUGCUCGAGGCAAGGCAACCGAGUUUGUCGGCGCGCUCUCCCCCUCGGCGGCGCUGUUCCAGCAGGAGAGGCCGACGCUGUACGAGCAGGCGUUCGCCUCGGAGGGGCCCGUGCAGCCGACAAUUGGGCUUCUCGAGACGCAG